AUGUUGGUUCGCUGCUUCUGUAAAUUGAGCCGUGUGGAGCUUAGCUACUCUGUUUUGGGCAAAGCUUUGAAACAUGGUUUUCAACUGGAUACUGUGAUGUUCAAUACCUUGAUUCAUGGGCUCUGUGAAGACGAGAAAGUUCUCGAGGCUGUGAAGUUGGUCGAUAAGAUUAGGGUGUUGGGGUAUCAACUCAGUGCCAUCACUUAUAAUUCGAUUGUUCAUGGUCUGUGCAAAGAUGGACAAACGAAUGCUGGUCUGGAAAUGCUAGAAAAGAUGGAAGAUUUGGGUUGUCAACCUGAUAUGACUAGCUAUACCAUCGUCAUCAGUGGUCUCUGUAAGCGAGGUCAUGUUGACGCUGCAUUGGCUCUAUUUCAAGCAAUGGAAAACAGUCAGUUGAAGCCUAAUGUUGUUCUGUACAAUACUCUUAUAGAUGGCUUUUGGAAAGCCGGGAGGGCUCAAGAAGCAAGGGACAUGUUUUCUAGGCUCUCUAAAGACAAUUGUUUGCAACCUGAUAUUUUCACAUAUAACAUUACAAUUGGUGGACUUUGUAGACAAGGUUUAGUAGAUGAAGCAUAUGAUCUAUUCAGACAAAUGGAACGGGGUAGUUGUCUACCAGAUAGUUGCUCUUAUAACGUGAUUAUCCACGGGUUUCUUCAUCAUAAGGAUCCACUUGAAGCAAUGGACCUUAUUAACGAGAUGGUUUCUAAAGGUUUCUCUGCUGAUACAAUCACAAUGUCCUUGCUGAUACAGUCAUUGCCCAAGAAUCAGUUGGAUCACCCGGUUGUCCAAAAGCUACUGCAUGAUCCUGAUGUGAGAAGUCAGGAAAUGAGGUCUAGUGGUCUAUCAACUGUUGCAUCCCUAGCAGCUUGUUAG
This is a messenger RNA of Linum tenue, 873 nucleotides long. Lineage: Eukaryota; Viridiplantae; Streptophyta; Magnoliopsida; Malpighiales; Linaceae. The record is from the annotation of a GenBank genome assembly.